Messenger RNA from Cladocopium goreaui, 998 nucleotides. Lineage: Eukaryota; Dinophyceae; Suessiales; Symbiodiniaceae. The record is from the annotation of a GenBank genome assembly.
CUUUGGGGCUCGAGUUUUUUCUGUUUUUUUCACCCUGUGGGAUCCAUUUCCGAUGGCCUUGACCUUUGUGACUCCCAAUGGCGCUGGCCAGCUGACGCAAAUGCCUCGGCUGGCCAAUCAGGGCUUGAGUCACCCAAUGGCAAGAUCUGAGCCCGCGCAUUUUUGGAACUCAGUGUCACGACUCGGAGGACUUGUGGCGGUUUUGGCGUGCGUUCCAAGGAAAUCUCUUCACUCCCGCCGUGAAAGCAAGCGUCAGCGUGCCGUGCAGCUAGCUGCAUCAGAAGACACUGAAGGAGCUGACACCUCUGAGUCAGAUCUCGGCUUGGACUUCAGCAAACUGCGAAGUCUUUUGGAACAGCAGGACUUCAAAGCCGCUGAUGCGGAAACCAGAAGUUUGCUGAUCAAGAUGGCCGGCGAUGAGGCUGUGAAGCGGGGAUGGGUCUACUUUGCAGAGGUGAAGACAAUGCCGGAAAAGGACAUGGACACUCUCGAGACCCUGUGGCAACAGAACAGCAACGGAAGGUUUGGAUUUGUCCAGCAGCGCAAGAUUUGGCGAAAAGUGCGCGGACAGUUCGACAAGUUUGCAGAGGAGGUGUCCUGGUUCACGGAUACUUGGAAGAAUCGGAAUUGGCCCGAUGAGUUCAUCUACAAUGUGGAAGCUCCGGUUGGGCAUUUGCCAUUGACCAACUGCAUUCGUGGUGCACAGGUUCUGGAGGAACUGCUAAAUCACCCGGCGAUCCAGAACAAAAAGGCUGCGGCCAUCAAAAAAUCGAAGCCAGCAACCAGUGAGUCUGGUGAUGAGAAGCCUGGCCGACGUUCAGCCCUUUCAAUGCUGGCACAAGGCCCCACUGCGACAAAGUCGCCACCUCGAGCCAUCCUCGCAGGGGGACAGGCUCCCCGUCUCCCAGUCGCCAGGGAGGCCGGACGUUUUUAAGACAAAGGAACAUGAAGAAAAAAAUUGGCCACGGAGAGAUGGCCUCAACUGUUGCACUGUCGGU